Molecule: messenger RNA, 1453 nt
Organism: Seriola dumerili (greater amberjack)
Lineage: Eukaryota; Metazoa; Chordata; Actinopteri; Carangiformes; Carangidae
Gene: rwdd1
Product: RWD domain containing 1
Exons: 7
Coding region: 120-842 (240 amino acids)
Biological process (GO): cytoplasmic translation
Molecular function (GO): protein binding
Source: RefSeq, a predicted model, not a curated record
UAAAACCCCCUAGAAGAAGACGAAGAAGAAGAAGCGGACCGUGUGUGCACAGUGUGUGUGUUAGCCUAGCUUAGCGGGAUGAUCUUUCUAACUUCCAGAUAACCUGCAGCCUCACCACCAUGACAGACUACGCCGAAGAGCAGAGAAAUGAACUGGAGGCGAUAGAGUCCAUCUACCCGGACUCCUUCACAGUGCUUUCAGAUGAACCCACCAGCUUCACCAUCACUGUCACAUCAGAUGCAGGAGAACAUGGGGAAACUGUGGAAGCAACACUCAAGUUCACAUAUGUAGAGAAAUACCCAGAUGAGGCUCCGCUGUGGGAGAUCCACUCCCAGGAGAACCUGGAGGACCAGGACGUGGAGGACAUCCUCACCUUACUGCAGCAGCAGGCAGAAGAAAACCUGGGCAUGGUGAUGAUUUUCACCCUGGUCACAGCUGUUCAGGAGAAACUCAACGAAAUUGUGGAUUUAAUGAAAAACAGACAAGAAGAAGAGAAGAGGCGGAAAGAGAGAGAGGCAGAGGAAGCAGAGAAGGUGGCGUUCCAGGGCACUGUGGUGACCAUUGAAAACUUCCUGGCAUGGAAAGCCGAGUUUGAGCUGGACAUGGCUGAGCUGAGGAGGAAGAAGCAGAAGGAGGAGGAGCAGGCGGGAAAACCCAAACUCACCGGUAAACAGCUGUUUGAAACAGACCACAACCUGGACACGUCAGACAUUCAGUUCCUUGAAGACGCUGGAAACAACGUUGAAGUGGACGAGUCACUGUUCCAGGACAUUGAGGACUUGGACUUGGAUGAGGACGACCCAGACUUUGACCCUUUAGAGAUGGGCAGUGAUGAGGACUGAGGCAGGAGGAGGACUGAGGACUGACAGGACCGUGCUGCUCCUCUCUGGGAUGCGAUCGUCUGACAGACACACCCAACAGCCGUGUUCGUUUUUUAAAGACUCUUAUACAAACCCAACACACCCACAUACACACCCACCAGUGUCUGUUUCUAUGCCUGACCCAUUAAAGUGACCAGAUAAAUGUCUGACUUGGCUCUGGUGCUGUUUGACCUGCAGGACGUCCCAGUGACAGACUCCUCGUUCGGCCAGAAGAGGGCAGUGUAACAUCAAGAAUGGCCGCAGGAUUCAGAUGCUGAAGUUAUAGCAUAAUUACCACAAUAAAUAAUUAUACUCACUUACCAUUACAAGUACGAUUACUACAUUUUGUUUAGGUCAGAGAAGUAGUGACAGAAAAAUGUUCCAUCAAAGUUCAUGAUUGAAGCUUCUUCAUGGAGACUGACUCGUUUAUAUUGUAGUUUUAUUCUUGAUGUUCAGGAGGAGGUUUGAACAGUUUGAUUUAAAGUUCAUCUGCAUGUAACCAUGUACAUCACACUUUAUAAACUCAUCAUGUUAUUUGUUUGUAAAGUCUUCAUCUGCAAAGCAGCUGGUGAUUAAAGCUAAACGUAGGUGUA